AUGCAACAUCUCACAGCAAUCAACGACACCCAACUUGUGCUGAAGGAAAGGACUGCUGAGUCAACUCAACAUCAGCUGAGGGGGAACCACGGUGAGAAAAGGGCCUCUUUAGGGAUAAAAUCACAGCUGAAAAGUAAGCAAGAGCUGGAAAAAAAAGGAAGAGACAUUUACAAGCAUCCAUGGGAGCGAGUAACUUCGGCUUCUCGGCGUAAGUUCGCUGAUCCUGAGAACAAGCGGACGUUGUCUCACAUACUUGAAGUUGACACGUUGAAUCAUAAACUUGAUUCUCUCUCUGGUAAGCUCUACACUACACGUGCUCUUACCAUCCUUGCUCCAGGGCCAUGGUUUGUUCGCAAAAUCAUCGGCCAGGAUAUCUGCCACUGUGUUGAAUCAACUGUUGUUGAUGCCCAAUCUAAGUCGAUGCAACUCAUUGGAUUCAAAAAUUAUUGGAAUGAUUUCAUGAUGAAAGCUGAUACCCAAGUUUUCCUGUUCCGGAACAAAACUGCUGAGCACGAUACCAUUGUUGUUUGCUUCAUAGGAACGCGACCAUUUAGUGCCGAUGAUUGGUGUUCGGACGCCGAUCUGUUUUGGUACGAAUUCAACGGCAUCGGAAGGAUUCACAGUGGUUUCUUGAAAGCUUUAGGGAUACAAAAAAAUUGUGGGGGGCCUUUCAAUUUCCUGGCACUAAAGAGAUAA
Molecule: messenger RNA, 696 nt
Organism: Hibiscus syriacus
Lineage: Eukaryota; Viridiplantae; Streptophyta; Magnoliopsida; Malvales; Malvaceae
Product: triacylglycerol lipase OBL1-like
Exons: 2
Coding region: 1-696 (231 amino acids)
Biological process (GO): lipid metabolic process
Molecular function (GO): triacylglycerol lipase activity
Source: RefSeq, a predicted model, not a curated record